CAGACUGGAAUGUUAGUAAAUGGCCAAGAUAAGACAAAUAGUCAUCAGACUGGAUUGUUAGUAUAUGGCCAAGAUAAAACAAAUAGUCAUCAGACUGGAUUGUUAGUAAAUGGCCAAGAUAAGACAAAUAGUCAUCAGACUGGAUUGUUAGUAAAUGGCCAAGAUAAGACAAAUAGUCAUCAGACUGGAUUGUUAGUAAAUGGCCAAGAUAAGACAAAUAGUCAUCAGACUGGAUUGUUAGUAAAUGGCCAAGAUAAGACAAAUAGUCAUCAGACUGGAUUGUUAGUAAAUGGCCAAGAUAAGACAAAUAGUCAUCAGACUGGAUUGUUAGUAAAUGGCCAAGAUAAGACAAAUAGUCAUCAGACU
Molecule: messenger RNA, 366 nt
Organism: Lottia gigantea (owl limpet)
Lineage: Eukaryota; Metazoa; Mollusca; Gastropoda; Lottiidae
Exons: 1
Source: RefSeq, a predicted model, not a curated record